Hemicordylus capensis (graceful crag lizard) is the source of this 4603-nucleotide messenger RNA. RefSeq names its product FA complementation group A (gene FANCA). Lineage: Eukaryota; Metazoa; Chordata; Lepidosauria; Squamata; Cordylidae. The record is from RefSeq and is a predicted model, not a curated record. The transcript has 43 exons. Gene Ontology annotation, cellular component: Fanconi anaemia nuclear complex. Gene Ontology annotation, biological process: regulation of regulatory T cell differentiation; interstrand cross-link repair. The coding region runs from base 59 to 4429 and encodes 1456 amino acids.
GGACAAUGCGGGCCGAGGCCGCCCGCGCUGCUUGCUUGGGGGAAGGCGGGCGGGCGGGAUGGCGGCUGCCUCAGGGGGGGCCGGGGGGCGACGGGGCGGCCGCGCUGUCUCCGCGCUCCUGGCAGGAAGAUCCAAGAAGCAGAAAUGUGGACCCAAAGACAAGCAGAAGCUCCAGGAGGCCGCUCUUCGCCUGCUGAGUGGCCACCAGGAUCUGGGCGAUCUCUUGCUGGAGGUGGGAAGUUCACCCUGCAAUAAGCCGUCCUGUGCCAGCAGUUCAGGCACAUGCACCAGUGAAGCAUCAGUCCCGGAAUUAUUUGUAGUCUCUGCCUUGCAGGACCAGGCCUCCUUGUUGGGGGUGCCAGUGGGAAUGUUGUCAGCCAGAACUGCAGCUAACAACAUUGAGAAGAUUUCUGCAGCGUCAGGCCAAGUGGUGUUGCUUACUGCAGAACAGAGAGAUAAGUUUUCUUGCUUUCUCCAGACUUUGAAGGAUUUAUUAUCACACAAUGCCUUCAGCCGUUUGCUGUUUGCUCAAGAAAUGUGGAAGAUGCAGAGCCCGCUCAUCUUGGAAGUGGCCUGGCGGCUACAUAGGGAAAGCAUUGUUAGCUUGGACGACCUGCUGGAGAGUCACCCAGAUGCCCCAGCACUGGUGGAGUGGUUGUGCAGCAGCCUCUGCCUUCUGUGCCAGCAGACGGAAGAGCCUUCCUCAGACACAGAGCCCACGGGGAGCAUUCUCACAGACUUUGUGGUUGUGUUCCUUCGUAAUGGAUUCCAGAAACCACCAGAGCUGGGAAAGAAGCUGGAAUUGCAGAAGAUCUCUGAAUCCUGCUGUGCUGUGCUGGAGAGGAUGUUGUCUUGGACACUUGAUACUGCGGCUAAAGAGAAACAAGAAGACCCCUCCGUGGUGAAGGCAGUGAAAUGCUGGCUCCAUAUAUUCAGCACGGCGGCAUACCAAGGCACAGUCCCUCCGGAGUCUCUGCUGCAGUUUUUCCGGCACACCUUGACCCAGGUGCUCACCUACAACCCUCAGCUCCAAGCUUCUGAUGCCAUCCGUCUGCAGAGAGAGUGGAGCUUCGCACGAACCAGCCCCCUGCUCACCCUCUUCUACCGCAAACUGUUCAUGGUCUACAAAGCAGAGGAGCUGAUACUCCAUUUGCAGCAGGUACUGGAGACCAGCGAAGUCAACUGGCAUCAUGUCCUUUCCUGUGUUUCCACCCUCCUCAUCUGUCAUUCUGAAGCAGAGGAAUUGGUCAAAGAUCUCCUGGGCCACCUGUUGAGAAAAGCCUUUGAGAACUAUGAUUUGGAGAACAUGAUCACGGCAUUCUUAAUCGCCCGCCAGGCAGCCCUUGAAGGCCCUGCUGCAUUCAUGCCUUAUUCCGAGUGGUUUAAGGUUGCCUUUGGGAGCGCCAGCGGUUUCCACGGCGGCAGCAAGAAAGCCCUGGUCUUCUUCUUCAAGUUCCUCUCGGAGCUGGUGCCCUUUGAAGCCCCGCAGUAUUUGAAGGUCCACAUCAUGCACCCGCCGUUUGUGCCCACCAAGUACCGCCCCUUUCUUCUGGAGUACGUCACUCUGGCCAGAACCCGGCUGGCGGAUUUCAAGGUGGCGAUCGAGGACAUGGGUCUCUAUGAGGAUUUGUCUUCCCUGAAAGAAGCGGUGCAGCCACACUCUCAGGCCCUGCAAGAUGCUGAAAAGGCCAUUCAGAUUUUCGAGCACACGGGGAAGAUUCCAGCAAGUGUGAUGGAAGCCAGUAUUUUCAGACGGUCGUAUUACACCUCCCGUUUUAUUCCUGCGCUGCUUGUGCCACGUGUGCUCCCGGAAGUACCCGACUCUCGCAUGGCUUUGAUAGAGUGCCUGAAAAGAGCUGAAAAAAUUUCCCCAAAUGCUUAUUCUGCAUAUAUUGAAGGAUGUCGAGCUGUUAAAGAGAAACUCUGGCAAGGCGGCUCUGGCAAAGCGGAGGCGGAUGAUCUCAAGGAGCCCCUGCAGCUGCUGAAGGCAGAGCUUGAAGCCCUGAGGCCGCUGAUUACAGACCAAGACAGGCAUGAUGCGGUGCCAGCCCAGAUUGCCAUAGUCUCCGAGAAGCUGACAGGUGUCCUGGAACGUGUGGAAGGUGCCGAUGAGGCCGCAGCCCCCAGACUUCGGAUUGAGCUGAACCUUUCUGUUCCUGAAGUCGAGCAGCACGAUCAAGGGGUUGUUGAUCUUCUGCUGACGUCGUUCUGCCAGAAUGUUAUGGCUGCUUCCUGUUUUAGCCCUCCAGAGAGGCAGGGCGCUUGGCCGUCCCUCUGGGUGAAAAUGCUUUGUGGACACCAGCCACUCUUGCCUCCUUUGCUGAGUCGGCUCUGCCAGCUCAUGUACCAUCAGUGCGCUUUGCUAAGUGAGGCUCACGUCAUUGGCCUGGCCGUCCUGGUGGUUCACUUAAAUGAAGCCAAAGACUUGAUUCCUGCAAUUGACGUCUGCUCAGGGGUCCUUUGCUCCGGCUCCCUACGAGGCCUUGCCGUCACCGAACUCUGGGCUCAUUUAUUGGCUUGCAUGACGGGAGAAUCCACAGUCUUCUGCAUGAGGUUCUGUACUGCAGCCGUUUCUUACUUUCUGUGCAAAUUUCCUUCUCUUUCCCACGAUGAAUUGUGUGCCUUGCUUCACCCUGGCUUUGUGAAAAAGCUUCAGUUUGUGGUGCCACGGCUCAGCUUAGAAGCUCGAGGGAUCAGCUGUCAUGAAGACGCAGCCGAGCUCUCUUGGGAACGUUUUUCUCAGCCUGCCCUCUGCUACCGGAAAGCCGCCCUCUGUUUGUGGAAGCAAGCACGCUUCAGAGAACUUGUGCAGGAGAAAGCAUUCCAGCUGACUCUCCAAGAGUGGUUGCUGAUGGAGCUCAGAGUCCAUCCUGACACAGACGUCCUCUCUGGAUCCGAAAGGCGAGAGUUCCAUCACUGGGCUGUGUUCCAGCAUUUCCUCCCUGCCUCAGCUGCGGCUGGAGGCUGCGAUGGAGACCUGAGAAAGGCCUGUGCUGUUCUCGUUGACACUGCUUUGGACUUCUGCCAAAGGUCUGAGUUGGACAACUGCAGCUACCUACAGGACCCACAAGCCUCUAUUCCCCAUAGGAGAAGAACUCCUGAUAUUCACUUCAGGCUACAGGAGAUGGUGAUGAACGUGGUGACGGUGCACAGGAGAGCCCUGCCUGAAGGGCUUCUUGACGAUCACGAGGAGCACUUCCUCUUCAGGGUUUUCCGGCAGAGGCUGAGAGCUCUGGGGACGGCCUCUACUGUAGGCGAAAGGCUUCUCUGGUGCCAGGAAGUGGUUCUCCAGUCUAGGAUGCUCUUGAGUCUCCCUCCGUUGACUGUCAUUGCAACGCGGCCGAGAGGAAACCAGAUUGCUCUAGAUUGUGAAGACUACUUUGGCUUCGUAAACGCAGGGCUGAGGAACAUCUGCACCAGAGGCUGGGCGCUCUCGUACGACAUCACGCAUCAGUUCUUUAUGGGUCUGCUGGGCGCCACAGGGAAGUGCAGUAAACCUAUCCAGGAGGUGAACUCCAUUCUCACACUGAGUCAAGACAGGUGUCCAAUAAUAAUUUGUUCUGCAGCGUGGUGGUGGUCAAGGUUGGAGCCCGAGAUCUGCUUUGAGUGGAGGAGACACUUCCGAGGUCCCUUCACCCAGGGACUGAAAAGCCUCAAGGAGCUGCAGUCUUCAGUCAACAGCUUCCUCUCCUCGGAAGCAGCUGCCCUGGUGUCCGACACGCCAUGGAUCUCUGCUGCCUUCCUGCAUUCCACAGCACAACAGCAAAUGAGAUAUGAGAAACUGGGAGCAGCCCUGAAGCGCUUGGGGCCUGCAGCAGGACAGCUCCUGGUAUGCCUCUUCUUCUUCUCAGUUGUGGAUUUCAUCUCUGCAAGAGUAACUCCAGAGGAAGGGCUGGAUGUUCCCAGAACCUUGGACUGGAGCUCCAAGAUGCUGCAGUGCUUGGAGGAACGAAGGGUGUCCUGGCUGUCCGUCUUCAGUUCUGCAGAGAAAGGCCAGAGCCCCAAUCCAGUCCUGCGCAGUGCUGUAUCGGAUCAACACUUGAGGCUGUUUCCAGUUGCCUUUUAUAGCCUCCUUCUCGCCUUUGACUCCGAACGGUUUAUUGGAGAGCAGGCACUCCUGUAUGUUGCUGUUGACAUGUACACACAGCUGCUGCAGCUCUUUAUGGAGGGGACGACAACCGUGGCAGAACUGCUGGGCCAGCGAGAAGGAAGCCUGCGUGCCGGGGAGCCCGAGGAUUUGUUAGUGCUGAUCAGGAGAGCCCGCCACUUCCUGCUGCAGGCCAUCCCCCGGUGCCCUCAAAGCAGCUUUGCAAACCUCCAACAGCUCCUGGGCCUCUGUGGCGAACUUGACCCAGAGAUCAAAGCUGCCCUGGUGAAUUCCAGCGCAGAAGGGGCUCUCUUGGCACAAGAAGACUCGCUCCUUUUCUGAGGGCUGAAGGGGCCAGCUGGCUGGCACAGAGAGACCCCUGCCCACACGAGAGGAGGCGCGGCAGGAGAGAGAGUGCAUCUGCCUUCCAGGGCCUGCUCUGUCCCAAGUACUGUGUAAAUAAUUUAUUACAAGCAUAACCAUGACUUUGUUACAAUAAAAAUUAGGUUACAAAUG